Messenger RNA from Wyeomyia smithii (pitcher-plant mosquito), 1282 nucleotides. Its product is annotated as rhythmically expressed gene 2 protein-like. Lineage: Eukaryota; Metazoa; Arthropoda; Insecta; Diptera; Culicidae. The record is from RefSeq and is a predicted model, not a curated record. The transcript is spliced from 3 exons. Bases 459 to 1259 code for a protein of 266 amino acids.
AAGGCUUGCCAGAUCUACGGAUUUAUCCGUAGAUCUACGGAUUUUGUCCCUUCUACGGAUUUACAAAUAUAUGGGAAAUCCGUAGAAAAGAAGAAGAAAACAGGGAAAUUCGUAGAAAUCCGUAGAAUCUACGGAUUUUCACGAAAUAGUUCUGGCAUCUCUUCCAGGUUCCAGGCUGGAAUACGGAUUACCGGUGCCUCGUUACUUACAACCACUACUUACAGCUGUACAUAUAUUACUGCUUUCUUAUCAGGGAAUAACAGACGAGAGAUGAUAAGAAAAACUCUAAAUAAGAUUUUUUCGAGCUGAAUUCUACUGCAAGACGAAGUAAUUUGCUGUUUGGCGAUUUAUUUCUCAUUUGUGCUUCUAUACUCGACCAUAUAAACCGGUGUCUACCUGCAGGAAACAGGUUUAAAUCGUGUUGUCGUAUCCCGUCUUUAACAAAAUUGAGUGUUGAAAUGAGCAGCUUGUCGCGUUUUCGUUUAAUCACGUUCGAUGUGCAUAAUACGUUGUUGCAAAUUCGCUCUGCGCCUGGCAAAAAGUAUGGUGAACUUGGCGCUAUGUUCGGCAUUAGCAACAACAGAAACCAGCUAGUGGCAAACUACGUUUCAAGUUGGCAAAAGAUGAAUCGGCUACAUCCAAACUUUGGACUGAAAACUAAAAUUGGUUACAAGCACUGGUGGCAAAUGAUGAUAGGGGGAAUCUUCAACGAAAAUGGCACUCAUAAUAUUCCAGAGGACAAAAUAGAACAAAUGACUGAGCACUUUAUGGAAUUUUUCAAAACUAGUGGAUUCUGGCAACAUUGCUAUGGUUCUAUCGAUUUUUUAAAUUACCUGAAGCUUCAGAGACAUGUAGAAUCUAGUAGUAGUAAGGAUCCUCCGUUCAAACUUGGAGUAAUUUCGAACUUCGAUCCACGGCUAGAUGUUUUAUUGAGAAACAUGAAAAUAAAUCAUUAUUUUGAUUUUGUGCUCAAUUCUUAUGAUGUUGGAUACAUGAAACCGGCUAAGGAAAUUUUUGCAGCUGCUAUGAAAGCUGCAGAGCUAGAGAACCUAAAACCCCAGGAAUGCCUGCAUAUAGGAGCAACACCGGCAACUGAUUAUUUUGGAGCGAGGCAUGCAGGCUGGUAUGGAUUAUUGGUGCACGAAAAAUCCGCCGAUGAACUAACGCGGAAGUAUGGCCAAACUGUAGAUGACAAUCAUGUGUUCUGUAGUCUGUUCGAUGUACAUAAAAAGAUUUCUAAUGAUUACAUGAAGUGGUAAAAUAAAUUUUAAUGGAUAAAUGA